AUGCGCUACGUUCUCUUUCUGUUUGCCGUCCUUUGCCCCCUCUUUGGCAACGUUAUUGCUGACACCAACACAACCAUCUUCGACACGGACCCGUCCAAUCAAUACAGCAACGGAAGCCACACCUUACCCUGCCUGCGCGACGACCAAGGAAACUUUCUCCCCGGCCAAGCAGGGUGCUUCAAUAAUGGGCCCAAGAACUGUUCAGCAGGGGCACACAUUGUCCAGCAAAAAGACGCCACUGUUUCCAUGAAGUUCAAAGGCUCUGCGAUAUACCUCAACUCCCUCCUGAAUGAGAUAAGUAACAUCUACACUGUGACUAUGGUCAGUCGACAGAUGUUGAUGGUGUGCGACCGGGCGGGGGCUCUAUCGUGCGACACUUUGUUCUCAAAAACUGGACUUGACCCUGCAGCUGAACACGAGAUUCGUGUCUCGAUUAAAGGUCUUUCUCCACAGCGAAACACAACAUUGAGCAACAAUGAUGAUUUCUUCGUUUUCUGGCUCGACAACUUCGUUGUCACGACACCCAGUGCAAAUGCCUCGAGCUUAUCAGCGGCAACAGGCGCAACCAGUACUCCUACUGCCACUGGGGCCGCUUUCAGUAUACGAGUGGCCGAUUGGCCUAUGGGUAUUGCAAUGCUUGCCAUCUUAUUAUCCAUCUAG
Molecule: messenger RNA, 660 nt
Organism: Mycena indigotica
Lineage: Eukaryota; Fungi; Basidiomycota; Agaricomycetes; Agaricales; Mycenaceae
Exons: 4
Coding region: 1-660 (219 amino acids)
Source: RefSeq, a predicted model, not a curated record